CUCACGGCGCUCUCUGCCUUCACUAAAACUCAUCCCAUCAGCAGCUGAGCUGACGCAGAGAGGACAGCGUCGAAGGUGGAGAGUGAGCCAUGUUGAAGCUGCGUACGCUCAGGCUGAGGGCUGCCCUGGUGCGAGAAUGUAUGGCUGAGUUCCUGGGAACAUUUGUCUUGAUGCUGUUCGGUUGCUCUGCAGCAGCCCAGGUAAAAACCAGUCAAGACACCAAAGGCCAGUAUCUGUCGGUCAACAUGUCCUUCUCCGUAGGGGUGAUGUCAGCCAUGUACCUGACCAAGGGGAUCUCAGGUGCCCAUCUGAACCCUGCAGUGACUCUAAGUUUAUGCGUUUUGAGGAAAGUGAGGUGGAGAAGUCUGCUACCCUUCUGCCUCUCCCAGGUGCUCGGCGCAUAUGUGGCAUCGGCAGUGGUCUACAUGGUCUACUAUGAUGCUAUAAUGGAUUUUAGUGGAGGCGUGUUGACCGUUUAUGGCCCAAAUGAAACAGCAUCUAUAUUUGCCACGUAUCCAUCUGAGUACCUCACGUUAGGCAGGAGUUUCCUCGAUCAAGUGGUGGGGACUGGCACAUUGAUGCUGUGCAUCCUAAGUUUGGAUGAAAAGAGGAACACGCCUGCUCCGUCUGGUCUGAUACCUCCCAUAGUUGCCACGAUUGUCCUGGGGAUCUCCAUGUCCAUGUCAGCUAACUGUGGUGCUGCAAUAAAUCCUGCUCGCGACCUUGGACCACGCCUCUUCACCCUGACUGCAGGCUGGGGGACUGAAGUCUUUACGUGUAAAAAUUACUGGUUCUGGGUCCCACUCGUGGCGCCCCUAAUUGGAGGCCCUUUAGGCUCUUUCCUUUAUGUGGUCUUCAUCGAAUGGCAGCUGCCUGAUCCAGAACCCCCACAGAACCUCUCAACAGUUUCCACCAACAGCGACAGCAUCAAAAAGCCUGCCACCAUGUGGGGGACAGGAGGCGAUUUAAAGUCCACAUAUUUUUGAUUGACUUGGAACAAAACCACAAUGCUUUAAGUCUUUACGACUGGCACAGAAGGCAUAUAUUGGACAAUCUGACUGGUUGGUUGGAAAUCAAAGACCUUUAUUUAUUUAUGCUGGUGAAGAACACACAUCUGAAGAGGGUCCGUUAAUAGAUUUGUAAAUAACUUCUAGGAGCUACUACGAAUCUAUAAUUUUUUAACUCCUCAUAGUUUUCAGAAAAGCUUCUGUUCUUAGUUUAUUUGUGAACUUUCUAUCACUGUUGCAGCUUUACUAACUUUCUCAGGGCUAAGGCACUAGUUCUUAAAUUCAACCAUUUCAAAUGUCCAGUAGUCCACUGUAUAAAACACAGCAUUCACCUUCAAAGGUUGACAUAUUUACACUUGAAUUUGAUAUUUAAGGUUAACAAAAGAUUAUUGCUAAGGUUUCUUGAUUUUCAGAUCAAGCUAAAUAGGAUUACUGAUUCAAGAAAAACUGUAACAUGUACUGACCGACAUUUAGAAUAGAAUUAAUAAAGCAGAUAGCCUUUGAAGUACCUGUCCUGAACACAUUGAGCUUCCUGGACACAGACAGUAGAGGAGGAGGCAGCUGAAAGGGAUGUUGAAGAAAUAAAGUUGUUUACGUCAAUGUCACCGUUCUUUAUUGUACUGAUUCAUUAUAUUAGUGAGCUGUUUACGCUUUAAUAUAUGCUUAAGUGAGUAUGCAUAUGUCAAGCAAAGAUAACAAAGCUGUUGCUAAAAGCUGAGUAAGUAUAUUUACUUGUCUGCUGUGCUAUAAUGCUAUUCUUUACGCCAUCUUCACAUAUGCUUAUGUACAGAUUCACUGAUUUCUGCCACUACGUGUUUUGAUUUUUGGGCAGUAUGAUAGGCUUGCAAAUACAACAGUGUAAAAGUUUAAAACCAUUCAGUUUUGUUCUGAUAAACCCAGUUAUGAUCCAAGAGACCUGAAGGUGUUACAAAAAUGUGAUUUGCACUCCAAGCAUACCACACUGUUUUCAUCUGUUUCAUUUAAAGUAUAU
Molecule: messenger RNA, 1998 nt
Organism: Fundulus heteroclitus (mummichog)
Lineage: Eukaryota; Metazoa; Chordata; Actinopteri; Cyprinodontiformes; Fundulidae
Product: aquaporin-10
Exons: 6
Coding region: 90-986 (298 amino acids)
Biological process (GO): glycerol transmembrane transport; water transport
Cellular component (GO): plasma membrane; basolateral plasma membrane
Molecular function (GO): urea transmembrane transporter activity; glycerol channel activity; water channel activity
Source: RefSeq, a predicted model, not a curated record